AUGGGCACAACGACCUUUGAUACCUUCCAAGACCUGAAAUAUGUGGAGGGUGACUUCACGCUGCGCAACCAAGAUGCCGUGACCAGCCUUGCUCCUUUGAGCCGUUUACAAUCAGUGGAUUCCCUUGUCAUCGAUGAUAUGGAUGGACUGACGAAUCUGAGUGGUCUGGACCCCGCUCGUCUCACAAUUUCAGGUGAUCUUCGCAUUGUCAACAACGACAACUUGGUCAGCAUCAGCGACCUUGCAGGCCUGGCUGUGACUGGUUUCUGCGUCAUCGCCAAUAACCCCAGCUGUGCGGGAUGCACGUGUGCCAGCAUCGGUCUGGGCGGUCAGGAGACGACCUCAACCACAACUACGACAUCGACGACGACGACCAGCACCACAAGCACAACGACAACCACCAUCAACCCUGUCUACAACAGUUGGGUGCGCUGCCGUUUGGAUACAGACCUUACCAGCUCGAUCGAUCUUCUUCAGGGUCGCCGUCAAGUCACGGGCGACGUUGAGUUCCAGAACUUUGGUGCCUCGUACUCGUGCAAUGUGGAUCCCACCUCAUUUGGCACUCUCACGGAAUUGGAGAAUGUCAACGCCUUGGUGAUCACGGGUAACACGCUGCUUCCAACUCUGUCGGGCAUGGAUGGCUUGACUCGCAUUGAGAACAACUUCGUGCUCAGGAGUAACACUCUGCUGUCUAACGUUGAUGCGCUGUCUGCCUUGACCUACAUCGGUGGAACUUUCGAGCUGCGCUCAAACGCAGUGUUGAGCUCACUCGCCGGGUUGAGCUCUCUUGGAUAUGCUGGAGCUUUGACGAUGCGCUACUGCGAUGGCGUCACCUCUCUGAACGGGCUGAGCUCACUAACUGCUGUUGGCACUUUGUCCCUCCGCGAUUCUGAUGGCUUGACCACACUUGAGGGCCUUGGUCCCAUCGCUUCCCUUGAUCUGCUGGAGCUGGAUGGUUUGGUUAGCCUGACCAACAUCUCCGCCCUUUCCUCCUUGGCUUACGUCGAGGAUUUGGUGAUCACUGACACUGGGUUGACAGACGUUGAUGCCUUGGUCGGCAUCGGCUAUGGCUUCUGUGACAUUACGCUCGAUUCGUGUGACCCGCUGAAUCACGCCUGUGAUUGCUCAGCUUUGACGGCGUAA
Monosiga brevicollis MX1 is the source of this 1143-nucleotide messenger RNA. RefSeq lists its product as uncharacterized. Lineage: Eukaryota; Choanoflagellata; Craspedida; Salpingoecidae. The transcript has a single exon. The coding region runs from base 1 to 1143 and encodes 380 amino acids. Gene Ontology annotation, cellular component: plasma membrane; cell wall. The record is from RefSeq and is a predicted model, not a curated record.